CGAAAUAAUUCAACUCUAUCUCCCUCACUAUCCCCAUAAAUAGCAGGCUUUCAAUACCACACAUUUCACACCAAACACCUUACUCCUCUCUCCAAAAAGUAAAACCCCUACUACUACUCCUAGCUUACUGUUAAUUGGAUCGACAGCCAUGACAAAAGACGUUGAAGUGGCGGAGCACCAUGGCGGCAAAGACUACCAUGACCCACCUCCGGCGCCCUUGAUCGACGCCGAGGAGCUCACCAAGUGGUCUUUCUACAGAGCUGUCAUCGCCGAAUUCAUUGCCACCCUCCUCUUCCUUUACGUGACCGUCUUAACAGUCAUCGGCUACAAAAGCCAGACUGACCCGGACUUAGACCUUGAUCAGUGCGGCGGCGUUGGCGUUCUCGGUAUCGCAUGGGCCUUCGGUGGCAUGAUCUUCAUUCUCGUUUACUGCACCGCCGGAAUCUCUGGAGGACACAUUAACCCUGCGGUGACAUUCGGGCUGUUCUUGGCAAGGAAGGUGUCGUUGAUUAGGGCAGUGUUGUACAUGAUAGCACAGUGUUUGGGGGCAAUCUGUGGUGUGGGUUUGGUGAAAGCUUUCCAAAGCUCCUACUACAACAGAUACGGCGGUGGUGCCAACGAAUUAGCCGACGGCUACAACAAAGGCACUGGCCUCGGUGCUGAGAUCAUCGGCACCUUUGUUCUUGUCUACACCGUCUUCUCCGCUACUGAUCCUAAGAGAAGUGCUCGAGACUCUCACGUUCCUGUAUUGGCACCACUACCCAUAGGGUUUGCAGUCUUCAUGGUACACUUGGCCACUAUCCCGAUCACCGGCACCGGAAUCAACCCAGCCAGAAGCUUCGGCGCUGCCGUGAUUUACAACAACGAGAAGGCCUGGGACGACCAAUGGAUCUUCUGGGUUGGACCGUUUAUCGGAGCGGCAAUAGCUGCGUUUUACCACCAGUUUGUAUUGAGAGCAGGAGCCAUUAAAGCACUUGGUUCUUUCAGAAGCAAUGCAUAAUCUGAAAGAAGGUUUAUUCAUCAAUCAUCAUCAUUCAUCCAAGAAAAUAAAACUGAUCGAUAUGCAUGGAGAACAAGAAUUUCAUUAUUCGUUUGAGCGUGGUUUUCUGGUCAUUGUAAAUGGAUGGAUGUGACAUAUGAGUGUGGAAGUGUUCAAUUGUAGAUACUAAUUUAAUUUCUCUUUGAGGAAUAUCGCAUAUUGUAUUUCGUUUUUUUUUUUUUUUUUUUUUCUGAAUCUUCAGUCAUG
Lactuca saligna is the source of this 1246-nucleotide messenger RNA. Lineage: Eukaryota; Viridiplantae; Streptophyta; Magnoliopsida; Asterales; Asteraceae. The record is from the annotation of a GenBank genome assembly.